Labeo rohita (rohu) is the source of this 1004-nucleotide messenger RNA. It is a transcript of the gene tp53inp2a, whose product is annotated as tumor protein p53 inducible nuclear protein 2. Lineage: Eukaryota; Metazoa; Chordata; Actinopteri; Cypriniformes; Cyprinidae. Gene Ontology annotation, biological process: autophagosome assembly; positive regulation of DNA-templated transcription. The transcript is spliced from 4 exons. Gene Ontology annotation, cellular component: autophagosome; nucleus. Bases 320 to 799 code for a protein of 159 amino acids. The record is from RefSeq and is a predicted model, not a curated record.
UUUUAUUAUCAGCUGUUCGUUGGGAUCUAUAACGUUUCUGCGGUGCUAUAAUUUAACGUUACUUGGAAUAAUUUCCAAAAGCUAAAAGAAACCAAACAAAAGAGCACAUUCUGCACCUCUACCUCGGAAUAACAACCAAAGAUUUUGAAACGAUUUAGAGGUCGGAAAAUCAGUUGCUCUGUUAAGAAGCAGGUCUGGCUUAAGUCGUACUGCUGAGAUCUGCUCUUAACAUCUGCCAGAGUGAAGAAGUGUGAGACUCGUGUACCAGACUUGUGGUUCAGCAUCCAUUAUUCAGUACAUUCACACUUCAUUUGUAACAAUGUUUCAACGGCUCACAAACCUGCUCUUUGGAAGCGUGAAUGAAACAAUUCAGGAACCAACUGUGCCAAAACCAGGGUCUCCAGAAGUGGAUGAGGAGGGCUGGCUCCUGGUCAAUGCAGCUGAUGGAGAGACAUCCUCUGAGCCCAGUGAGGUGCAGGUCAAGUUAAUAGGAAAUCUGUCAAGCACUGAGAAAUGUGCUGCCAGCUUGGUCAGUGAUGCAAGCAUCGAAGAACCAGAAGUCCCUGUUGCUCGAAGCAGUGUUCGAGCAUCUCAGCGGUUGGUCUCUCAGGCUGGGGCUCUGGUUAAAGUGACACAGAUGGGGAGGAUACAGCGGGCUCAAGCUCGGUCCAGCCGCCACAAUCUCAGCCGCAAUUGCAUUCAGCGCCAAAACCACAUUCGUCAGCGUCUUCCUCAACACUACUCUCGCAUACAUCGCGUGAUCCUCCACCAGCCUAGUCGUCGCAACUUCAGUCACUAAGAUGCAGAAAGAGUCAACAAGCAUGCAAGCGAAGAACAAACAUUUAAGUAUCUUGGUUCAAAAUAAAAGAUUGAUAUGAACAUGCUUGAAGUUUUUUUUUUUUACAGUUUAGUGUAUAAUAGAUCCAGUGGCAGCUAAACCUAUGGCUCCAAAAAUUAUGUUGGUACUAGUGUACUAGACUGUCAUGCAGCAAUAAAAUGAAGUG